This is a messenger RNA of Dovyalis caffra, 335 nucleotides long. The record is from the annotation of a GenBank genome assembly. NCBI's taxonomy places the organism in Eukaryota, Viridiplantae, Streptophyta, Magnoliopsida, Malpighiales, Salicaceae.
UUGCAGUCGGUGUAUGCCUCUCGCACAAAACCUUCGAUGCAUCUACUACCAGUACUCUCCAAGAGAUUCGUUUUCCACGGCAAGGCUAUUGCUACUCUAAGGGCAGAGGAAAAAGAGAAGGUUUGGACAAUCCAAGUAGGGUAGAAACACACUAUUCUUUCAUUUGGAAAUCUUGUACGGAGGCUUCAAUGUUCCUAUCUGCUUCACCAAGGUUGUCUGUGUCUAUCCAUCAAGUCAAUAUACGACAAAGAAUAGAACCUAGUUUCUCAAGGAACUCUGCUGGAAAUCUCGGAGACCAGGGAGUUGCAAGCUACGACUUGCCUGACGAAAGAUAA